Myripristis murdjan (pinecone soldierfish) is the source of this 3332-nucleotide messenger RNA. It is a transcript of the gene c14h5orf15, whose product is annotated as chromosome 14 C5orf15 homolog. The transcript is spliced from 3 exons. Bases 84 to 1247 code for a protein of 387 amino acids. Lineage: Eukaryota; Metazoa; Chordata; Actinopteri; Holocentriformes; Holocentridae. The record is from RefSeq and is a predicted model, not a curated record.
GUUUACAGACAAACACACACACACACACACGGCCGUGUCCUCCGCUGUGCUGACCACGCCUCUCCAGUUGCUCACGCAUCAAGAUGGCGACGUGCAGGAAGAUGGGACGCAGCAGGAGAAAUGUUUUCGCUCUCUCUCUGUUUAUUUUGCUCCAGCUGUUUACCAGCGAUUGCUUGCCAGCUCCAGUAGAAACCCCGGAUAAAGAGGCCCCCCAUAAAGCUGAAGAGGGAGACCCACCUCUACAGGUUUCCUUGACAACUCCAGACAGGGAAACAACGGUGGCCCUGACUAAUGGAAUGACAGCAGCAACAAAAGACAAAGCUGGAGAGGCAGAGGUCCCAGAUGCUGUAGCUAAACUCCCGAUGACAAAUGAGAGUACAGACAAGAAGGUGUCUCCGUCAUCUCAACAACAUCCUGCAGCUUCAACAGAUGCCAAGAAUUUCACAACAGCAGGCUCUACACCAGCCUUAGAGGGAACACAUGAGGAGGAUGCUCUAUCAAAACCCUCUGAGGGCCAGAAAACCCCAAAUCAGGCCGUCGUCAUUGGUGCUUCUGAUGGUAACCCACCAGUUUCUGACGGCCAGAGUAAUGUAGGACCAGAAAACCAGUACACAAAAGAGCCGACAGAAAAACCUGCUCCUUCUGAUAAUUCUCCAGCCUCUACUACAAAGUCUCCCAGCACCGCUGUCAAAGCCCCUGAGCCGACUAAACCUGUCGCGGAAGAGACAACAGUGUCCGUCUCCGUCUCCACACCUGCCAGCCCUCAGAGUCUGACCACGGCAGAGAGCGAUACUCCAGACGCGCUGCAGACCUCCAACGAAGAGGCACCGUACCUGGAUGAUGACGAUGAUGAUGAGGAGGAGUACAUAAGCAACGUGGAUGGAGACGGCAGUGACAACGGGGAGUAUCUUGUGAAUGUGGUCAGCCACAACGACCAGAGCAAAGACCUGGCAGCCAUCAGCCAGCAGGACGCGGGCAGGAUGGAUGUGACGCAGUAUAGGGCAACAGAUAUCUACAACACGGAGGAUGAGGACUCUCACUUCUUCUUCCAUCUGGUCAUCCUGGCUUUCCUGGUGGCCAUUGUCUAUAUCACCUACCACAACAAGAGGAAGAUCUUCCUCCUGGCCCAGAGCCGCCGCUGGAAGGAGGGUCUGUGCUCUCGCAACACCGUCGAGUACCACCGCCUGGACCAGAACGUCAAUGAAGCCAUGCCUUCCCUCAAGAUGACGCGGGACUACAUCUUUUGAUCCCACGUUCAACAAAACCCAAAUAGACCCGAAUCAAGCCAGUUAGCCUUCCUGCCUGGCCUGUCGCAUUGUCGAGAUGCUUUGCUUUGCCCUGAAGCUUGAUCGAUGCUCUCUCCUGCUCUGAAGGCCAGCUCUGGGAGCAGCGGGUGUCACGGCACUGGGCCACAAGUGAUUUGUUCGUUCAGGAUUUCUUUGUUGUUGUCGUCUGCAUAGAGCAGGAAUUUGUUUUUUUACACUAUUCCUUUGUUAAUGCUUUUCGGUAAACUGUUGUAACUCUAUCAUUUAUCUUAAUUGUUACCCAGGAGACAGUUUUUCUAAAUUAACAACUUAUUGUGAUUUAAUAUUUUAAUUUAUAUUUAGGGGUUUAUAUCUGUCUAAAUGGGAAGAGCGCUUCAAGCCUUAUGAUUCACGUGUUUCUUUAUCUUUAUUUUUUUAUUCUGUUUUUUUUUUGCACACUGUCCUCUUAUGCUCAAUGCUCACUUUAAGAAUAGGAAUACUUAAAUGUAAAUAUAACUUUUAGAUAAAUAAUAAUGCUUAAUUAUGGCAGUCUUAUGUACCCCAAGAUUACUGGACUUCUCUCUCUAGCAGUUAACUGAGACGUUAAUUAAUGCACAGAGCAUUUGCUACAGCACUUGGCAGUUGUGUGAUGUGUACUUUUGUACUGUAGACAUUUAAGUAUGCAUCCAAAGCAGCAAUCCAGGAAUAGCUGAAAUCCUUGCAAUUGCUCCAAAAACUAUUCACCCCUCCUGACUUACAGCACAUUUAUUUGUGCCACAAAAAGUCUGAAUGUUUAUCUAAACGUGUGAACUUAAAAUGAUAGAAUUUUUAGUUAAAAAUUAUUUCAGCUGUUUUUUUUUUUUAAAGGCCAAAUUGCCACAAAGGUCCCUUGUGUUACAUAUCAUGUCAGACUUCAUUUGAGGGCUAUAGUAAGGGCUUUCCCGUGUUUCCUAAUAACAAAGCCAAGAAAUGCCAUCUUAUAUGGAAACACUUGUUGGAAAUCCACACCAUUACUAUUACAGUUCAAGUCUGGGUGAAUUCUGAGCAGCUUUUUCACUGAAAUUUGAAAGUCCUUCUCUGUAUAUUCCCUGCUACACCUUUGUAUAGAAAUGGUAAUUUCACUUAAAUUUAAUAUUUGGUGUGGAUUUUGAAUGAACAAGUCAAAAUAAAUGUAUCGUGGCAUUGUUAUGCAGUAAAUGUGCAUCAAGUCAAGGAGGGUGAAUGGUCUGUUCUGUGACUGUGUGUUCUCUGGUGAAGAGACGACACGUGCUCAAGCUGUUUAACUGAAGACGUACUGUCAAGGCUAGGACUUGCUAAUAUCAAAUAUGGAAGAAGCUUCUCUUGCCUGGAUUUUCCUCUUGCCCAUCACUUUUUAUUUAACUUGUCUAAUACAGUACCACUUCUACUACCACUGCCCAGAUUUUGCUAUGCACAAAUCCCAGGGCUGGCCCUAUUUCUCUUUUUUUAUGACUUCGGUGAAGUCUCUUUCAAUCAUUUAUUGUCUUCAUCGUGGCAAAUGUACAGCUGUGUUCCCUCACGCUCACUAAGAAGUGUAUCUUUCUCAACAGUUACUCAGUUACCUCCUAUCGGAUUCGAGCCUGGGUGCACGGCUGUCUUCUGUUGGUAGGAAAUUUUGCACUCUGUAUGUGACCUAAUGUGCACAUGAGCCCUGAAAAGCAUACCACAUUGUCUUUUGUCAGUCACAGCUGUCUUUCCUGUUGAGGGAGGGAAAAAAAUCACCUCCUUUCAUCACAUUCGCACAUGGUUUUCUGUCUGCUGCCGACUCAUGCCUUCAAUUCAAAUGCCACAUCUGCAACAGGAAUCCACAUUUAUUAUCAGCCUCAUGCAGUUGUCUGCCACAGUUCUUUCUUUUAUUUUUGUCUGUCUUGUCCAGGCACAGGGUGAACAGUAUGGGUGGAUGAUGUGAGUUGCCCUGUACCAUUCAGUAAUAAAUAUUAGCUUAGAAGGUUGGGUGAAGAGGGUUUGGUGUGCAGAGCGGUGAUGGAUCAACACUGCUUAUGCAAUCAACCAUAGAAGUUGUACAAUCUUUUUUUGGUCAAUAAAGCACAAUUGUGUAAGGGGCCCUGU